CCACCUGCACGAGCCAAUGCCCCCCCGGCCGUCCCCAAGUGCCUUAUCUCGCUCUCCAUCAGUUGCUGAGUCCUCUCACCCCUUGCUAUUGCCCCCGGGUCAUCUUUCUCCAUCCCGAUCUUCCUUCUGCUCCCAUCUGCAUACUCGCGCUGUGCACUCGACAUUGACCGUGCUUGCCAACGAUUCAACGAGGCCCUUCGACCUCCGUUGCUUUUUCCCAGACUCACCCGACCUUGUCUGCCAGCUCGGCCGAAGGGCGACGAUCACUGUGCGUCUCGGUGCCUCUCGACUGGGAACGACGCCCCCUCAAAGGGCACCCCUGUUCCGCGCUGUUUCGCACGUUGUGGUGAAGCCGCGCUCGCGAGCACGUUGACCACGGCACUCGGUGCCGAUUACACUCGUUUAUUCCGUCCAUCUUCUGCAAGACUCGUGCACCGUCGGUUGUGCGAGUCUCGGGCAUCUUGGUGCCAGCUGCUGCGACGUCGACCGCCCAACGCCAUUGACAGCGAGCGCUUCCCGACCGCCCGCCCAACGUCGUUGUACGAAGUACGACGUUACAGAAGAACCCGCUUCCCGUUUCGAGCCACAAAUUGAGACGCCCAAGAGCAUUGUGAAGCGGAAACAUUUCCUGCGACAAGCCCACGGCAAUUGAAGCAAGACGACAUCAGACGACCGCUGCCAUGGUCCCGGCGUUGAAGGCCGGGCUCAGCGGCCUGCUGUCUCUGCUGCUGCUGACGCCCGCGGAUGCAUUCUAUAUCCCAGGAUGGUCCAUCAAGAGCUACAAGGAGGGCAGUCAAUUGCCUCUGCUGGUCAACAAAGUGUAUUCGGACAACACGCAGCUCCAGUAUGCCUACUACAAUCUCCCUUUCGUCUGCCCCCCAACGGGCAAGUCCAAGGCCGGCGGUGGUCUGCUUAGCGGGCAGAGCAUUCCGCUGAACCUCGGCGAAGUCCUCCGUGGCGACCGCAUCAUGGCCUCCGACAUGGAACUGGAAAUGGGCAAGGACAAGGCGUGCAAUUUUCUUUGCAACAAGGAAAUUUCGCGUAGUGAUCUCCGACGCGCCAAGGAAAUGGUCCGCGACGGCUACGUCACAGAGUGGAUUGUUGACAACCUCCCCGGCGCGACGAGCUUCGUGACGAGCGACAAGACCAAGAAAUACUAUGCAGCUGGGUUCAAGCUCGGAUACACAGAGCUCUCGUCGACCACCGGCAAGGCCCGAUACUUCCUGCACAACCACCACACCAUCGUGAUUCGAUACCGCAAAGCGCCCGGAAAGGCGGGCGAAAGGGGCGAGAGGCUCGUCGUCGGAUUCGAGGUCUACCCUAAGAGUGUUGGCCGCGACAAUCGUAGGGACAGCUCUGGUUGCCCUAUGGACUUGCAGCACGUCUCCGGCGGGUUUGAGCUUUACAUGGCAGCCAACAAGACGAGCGAUAUCGCUGCGCGAUACCCCGACUCGUCCUACUACCCAGACGCUCUAGAGGACGACGAGAGUGAGGGAGGCUCGCUCACUAUACCGUAUUCAUACUCGGUCUACUUCCGCGAGGACGACGGCAUCGAGUGGUCUCAUCGGUGGGAUCUUUACUUCGUGAAUCAAGAAGAAGGCUCGCGCAUCCACUGGCUGGCCAUUGUCAACUCGCUCAUCAUUUGCGGCCUGUUGACGGGUAUCGUCAUGAUAAUCCUGGCCAAGACUAUCCGCACGGAUAUCAAGGCAUACAAGGACGCCACCAUGGAGGAUGGCAAACUGAGGCGGAAGAAGCCCCGAUCUGGCGCGCGCUCACCCAAGGAAAAGACGCCCGGCCUUCUCGAUCAGGGCACAGAUGUUGACAAUGAUGUUGACUUGUCCGAGGACGAUGAGGCGCUCGAGGAUGUUACGGGCUGGAAGCUUCUCCACGCGGACGUGUUCCGCAAGCCAAGCUGUGGAAACCUCUUGGCACCCCUCGUGGGCUCGGGUAUGCAGCUGCUCUUCAUGGCAAUCGGCCUAGUGCUGCUGAGUGCCCUGGGCAUCCUUAACCCGAGCUUUCGGGGCGGCUUCAUCAGCGUGGGCGUUGGCCUAUUCAUCUUCGCGGGCGUCUUCUCCGGGUAUUUCUCUGCGCGAGUGUUCAAGAGCUUCGACGGCAAGAACUACAGAGCUAAUGCGCUGGUGACAGCGCUGCUGUUCCCUGGGCUGACGUUUGGUCUCGUCUUCAUCCUGAACCUCUUUGUGUGGGCGCAGGCGUCGAGCACCGCGAUUCCGUUCGGGACUUUGAUGGCGAUGCUUCUGCUGUGGCUGUGCGUGCAGGUGCCACUCGUGCUGGCAGGGUCGUACUACGGGUAUGUCAAGGCCGGCGCUUGGGAGCACCCGACGCGGACGGCAGCGGUGGCGCGGCAGAUCCCGAACCAGGCGUGGUACAUCAAGUCGCUGCAGUCGGUUCUGCUGGCAGGCCUGAUUCCGUUCGCCGUCAUCUUUAUCGAACUGCUAUUCGUGUUCCAGUCCGUGUGGCAGGACAAGAGUGGGUACUACUACGUGUUUGGGUUCUUGGCGAUGGUGUCCGUCAUCUUGGUGGUGACGAUUGCCGAGGUGACGGUGGUGACGAUCUACAUCCAGCUGUGCUCGGAGAACUACCACUGGUGGUGGCAGUCGUUCCUGGUCGGCGGCGGCAGCGCCGUGUGGGUGUUUGGGUACUGCAUCUGGUACUACACGUUCAAGCUGCACAUUAGCGGUUUCGUGAGCAGCCUACUCUUCUUCACGUACAGUUUCAUGGCUUGCUGCGUGUACGGCCUACUGACGGGAACGGUGGGGUUCCUGAGCGCGUACGCUUUUGUGCGGCGGAUAUACGGGGCGAUCAAGGUGGACUAAUGACAGCCGCCGGUAAUAUCUUUUCUUAAUAUUUGGGCCCAUUUCAAAACAUCAGCGACAUGGUCACUCCUUGGAAUAUAUACAGGCGCCGAUUCUUACCUUCAUUUGGGCAUCUUGUGUGGGGAACCUCGAGUAACGUGGCUCCAUACGGCGUCGGAACGAGCUGGAAUUCAGCAUGCGUGGGAGUCGGACAGAGACUGGCGUUGAAAGCUCCAUGUUUGGUUUAGGAGGAACGCGCACACGCACAUGCACAAACAUUAGCAGAGACAUAUGAUUCUUGGUGAUGGUACAGUACUUGCUGUAAUGGGGAAGCGCAUUUUGGAGUUGUAGCCUCUACGGCAGAGCAAACGGCUGGUGCAUGCAUGGGAGCAGGAGCGCUGCGGCCUCUUGUUCGACACAAUCAAAUAAUGCCACAAUGACACGAGAC
Molecule: messenger RNA, 3261 nt
Organism: Purpureocillium takamizusanense
Lineage: Eukaryota; Fungi; Ascomycota; Sordariomycetes; Hypocreales; Ophiocordycipitaceae
Exons: 3
Coding region: 681-2834 (717 amino acids)
Biological process (GO): vacuolar transport; protein localization to membrane
Cellular component (GO): membrane; Golgi apparatus
Source: RefSeq, a predicted model, not a curated record